UCCCUCGGUGUUUGGAUUCGAACGCGCGGGGCGGCGGCGCAGGCGCGGUGCGCGGAGCGCGGCGCUGCCCCCCAGCGGCGGGGCGCGGCAUGGCGGGCGAGGACGCGGCCGGGGCCGAGCCGGGUCCCGCGGGGGGCGCCGCCGCUCCCCCGUCCCCGCCGGGCGAGGACAGCGAGACCCGGCAGCGCUACGAGGAGCUAUGCAGGAGCCUCAACAUGGACGAGCGCGCCCGCGCCGAGGCCUGGCUGAGCUACCAGAGCAUGAGGCGCAACUACACCCUGGAGGGAAAUGACAUGCAUUGGCUGGCUUGUGCCUUGUACGUGGCUUGCAGGAAAGCGAUUCCGACUGUGAGCAGGGGAACAGCAGAAGGAAAUUAUGUAUCCUUAACCAGAAUCCUGCGCUGUUCAGACCAAAGCUUGAUCGAGUUUUUUAACAAGAUGAAGAAGUGGGAAGACAUGGCAAAUCUUCCAUCCCAGUUCAGAGAGCGAACUGAGAGACUGGAGAGGAACUUCACCGUUUCUGCAGUCAUUUUUAAGAAGUAUGAGCCCAUUUUUCAGGACAUUUUCAGGUAUCCUCAAGAAGAUCAACCUCGUCAGCAGAGAGGCCGGAAACAGAGACGACAACCAUGUACUGUGACCGAAGUUUUCCAGUUUUGUUGGGUCCUGUUUGUCCAUGCAAAAGGAAAUUUUCCUAUGAUCAGUGAUGACUUGGUCAAUUCCUACCAUCUCUUGUUAUGUGCUUUGGAUCUCGUGUAUGGAAAUGCUCUGCAGUGUCCUAACCGUAAAGAACUCCUGAAUCCUAAUUUUAAGGGUCUACCUGAAGACUUCCAUAGUAAGGAUUAUAAAGUAUCAUCUGAUCCUCCCUGCAUCAUUGAAAAACUGUGCUCUUUACAUUAUGGAUUAGUUUUAGAAGCAAAAGGUAUAAAGGAACAUUUUUGGAAGCCGUAUAUUCGGAAGCUUUUUGACAAAAAGCUUUUGAAAGGAAAAGAUGAGAACCUGACGGGAUUUCUAGAUCCUGGGAACUUUGGAGACAGCGUCAAAGCCAUCAACAAGGCCUAUGAGGAGUACGUUCUGUCAGUGGGAAACCUCGAUGAGCGAAUAUUCCUUGGCGAGGAUGCGGAUGAAGAGAUUGGAACUCUCACGAGGUGCUUGAACACACCUUCAGGACUGGAAACAGCUGAGAGGGUACAAGUGAAGCAUAAUUUGCAGCAGCAUUUUGACAGGUCCAAAUCACUGAGGAUCACAACCCCCCUUACUGGCCGCAAGUAUAUUAAAGAGAGCAACCCAUACGUGACACCUGUUUCCAUAGCAACCUACAGCCUGAGCCGCCUGCACACGAUGCUGGCAGGGCUAAAAAAUGCCCCCAGUGAAAAUCUGGAGCAAAUACUCAGGUCAUGCUCCAGAGAUCCUUCUCAAUCCAUUGCAAACAGAGUUAAAGAAAUGCAUGAUGUGUACUGUCAGAGCACUCAGUCUGAAGGAGAAUUCAGUAAUUUUUCCAAAGAUGUUGCUAGUAAACAUUUUCGCCUUGCUGAGGUGCUCUACUACAAAGUCUUGGAGUCAGUCAUUGAGCAAGAGAGGAAGAGGCUGGGAGACACUGACUUAUCUGCAAUACUGGAGCAAGAUGUGUUUCACAGGUCUCUGCUGGCAUGUUGCCUGGAGAUCAUUACCUUUACGUACAACCCACCUGGAAACUUCCCUUUCGUCACUGAAAUAUUUGACAUUCCAGUUUAUCAUUUUUACAAGGUAAUUGAGGUUUUCAUCAGAGCAGAGGAUGGCCUUUGUCGGGAAGUGGUAAAACACCUGAACCACAUUGAAGAGCAGAUCCUGGAGAGUAUGGCAUGGAAACAGGGAUCUGUACUGUGGGACAGGAUCAGAGAGAAUGAAAACAAAGUUCCUACUUGUGAAGAGGUAAUGCCUCCUCAGUACUUUGAGAGAUCUGCUGGGAGCAGUGUUGUGGGCUCACCAUUGACACCACGGCGAAUAAAUGAGGUUCGUGCUGAAAGCGGAGGGCUGGGAAAAGGCCUCUCCUCCCCUCCAGCCAGCCUGUAUGACAGGUACAGCUCUCCCACAGCCAACCCCACGCGGCGGCGCCUGUUCGCUGACAAUGACGGUGCCCCUGAGGGUGGCACGGCCGUCAGGGUGCCCCCACAGCCCGUGGUGAGCACGGUGCCAGUGCAGAACAUGAGCCCUGAGGCUGUGUCCGUGACCCCUGUGCCUGGCCAGACCCUGGUGACAGUGGCAACGGCCACCGUGACAGCCAACAACGGGCAGACGGUGACAAUACCUGUGCAAGGUAUUGCCAAUGAAAAUGGAGGAAUAACUUUCUUCCCAGUCCAGGUAAAUGUAGGUGCCCAGCCCCAGGCUGUGUCUGGGCCCAUGCAGCCUCUGAGUGCCCAGACUCUGGCUGGCACCCUGAACCCUCAGAUGGCUGGAGCAGCACUGCAGCUGCCAGGCCAGCUAACAGUGCAGCAGAUCUCCCCUGGAGAGCAGAGACAGACCCAGCACCUCAAUGCCACAGCCGUCAGGCCUCGCAAGAUGGGCUCACUUGCACUCUUCUUCAGAAAGGUGUAUCACUUGGCCAGUGUUCGUCUGAGAGACCUCUGUGCCAAACUGGAUGUGUCCGAUGAGCUGCGCAAAAAGAUCUGGACUUGCUUUGAGUACUCCUUGGUGCACUGCCCUGAAAUCAUGAUGGACAGACACCUGGAUCAGCUGCUGAUGUGUGCCAUCUAUGUCAUGACUAAGGUCACUAAUGAAGACAGAUCAUUCCAGAACAUCAUGCGCUGCUACCGGACACAGCCGCAAGCCAAGAGUCACGUCUAUCGCAGUGUCCUCAUCAAGGGCCGCCGCCGCCGCCACUCGGGCAGCAGUGACAGCAGCAGCCAGCAGAACUCCCCCACAGACAGGAGCAAGGACAGGAACAAAGAAAGGAGCAGCCGUGACUCCAGCCCGGUGAUGCGCUCCAGCAGCACCCUGCCUGUGCCCCAGCCCUCCAGCGCGCCCCCGACCCCCACGCGCCUCUCCGGCCCCAACAGCGACACCGAGGAGGAGGAGCGCGGGGACCUCAUCCAGUUCUACAACAAUGUCUACAUCGAGCAGAUCAAGGACUUUGCCCUCAAGUACACUUCAAAUGCAACAGACUCCCCCCCGCUCUCGCCGUACCCGUUCGUCCGCCUCGGCUCCCCCCGCAGAGUGCAGCUCUCCCAGCACCACCCCCUGUACAUCUCGCCACACAGAAACGAGUCUGCCCUCUCUCCCCAAGAGAAAAUAUUCUACUACUUCAGCAGCAGCCCCUCGAAGAGGCUAAAGGAAAUCAACAGCAUGGUUCGAACUGGAGAAACGCCCACAAAGAAGAGAGGCAUCCUCUUGGAAGAUGGAACCGAAGCCCCAGCCAAGCGAAUCUGCCAGGAGAAUCACACAGCUCUGUUAAGACGACUCCAGGACGUAGCAAAUGACCGAGGGUCCCACUGAGCCUGCACAGCUCCUCCCUCCCUGCCUGUGCUGAGCCUGGGCCAGGGCAUGAGGGAGGAGAGCUCUGGGGACAGGCAGGAUCCACCUCAGACCUGCAACACAACCCCAGGCCCUGCUUAACCUCUUCAGAAGGCAAGUGACCCCUCCCCAGCCUUGCCUGGAGAACACAUCCCUAACCCAGCCGUGGACCUUGCAGCAGGUAUUUACAGCUUUGCUUUGCUCUAGUCAGUGCUUCACCCUUGUCAGCUGUGGCCAGACAGGUCCAGGUGCCUCAGCAUGGAGCCCUGCACCAAGGCACCCACAGACAGUGUCAGGGUUCCUCACUAACCCCCUCACAAACUAACAGCUUAGGGGUAACAUUCUCACACAGUCCAGUUCUUCUUGCAAAGAGACAAGGGGCACAUUUUGAGCCCUGCAGGAAGGUGGAUGGAUGGACUCUGUCCAGAUUCAGGAUGUUCCAUGUACCUUUGAGAAGCAGCACGGUGUUGAGCUUUAAUGUGUGGUCCUUUGCUGUACCAAGGGAGGUGAUUGUGUUGAUUGGUUUGAGCUGUGCAAUGUUUGAAAGUGAACUCAUGUUCCCAAGGUGACACUUGGGAUGGGGCUGUGAAGCAUCAUGUUUAGAGCAGAUGAAUUUUGCUGUAUAUUUGCAAUGGCACUUUCUAAAUGUGAAUAGUUUUUUCAAAGGCCAACUUCAGCUGUCUUUCUGUACUGAAACAAUUUGACUUUUGUAUUUAUUUCAAUCUGACAUCCCAUUGCUCCUCUUGUCAGCAAAUGGCAUUAAGAAUUCAUUGUAACUCAGCAUAUAUGCAGCAAUGAAUGCAGGAAGCCAGGGAUGUGUGCUUUUUUUCAAGGAAUUUUAUAUACUCGUUGCUUUUCUUGAUAGUCAGGCACUGAAGUCCUUGCUCACUCAGCAGCAGGAACCUGGUGCCCAUCUCUUAAAACAUACACUUAAAUAUUUUGUUGGUUUAAAGGACAGGGCUUGGCAGAUUGCUUUUGUGUUUUGGUUUUUGUAAAAAGCCUGAACCAGGCUGCCUGGGAGAAAUCCCUCCCCUCCUACCACAAUCAGCAGGUGCUGCACAUAAACUUAUCACUUGCUUUCAUUUAAAAUAGGUCCAAAAUACCAGACUUGUUAGGAAAGCAUCCACCCUCUCCCACAGUACAGGAUGCCAGUCCUCUGCUGGGGAGGGGAUGUUCUUCAUGUAAAAUGUGGCACUCUCAGGUUGCAGAAGGCUUUCUGAGGCAGCAAAAGCUAAAAGCCCUGUUUUCAGUCAUUCCUGCCCAUCUGAAGAAUAGGAAAAUAUAAGACUUAACUCCACUAUAAAUUCAGCUAAAGUAAAAUAAAACCAUGUUUUUCUUACCUUCAUAACAAAAGCUGAAGUCCAGAAGUUGUGUAGAUGUUUCUGUAAAAAUAUUUAUGGAAGUGUCAGACAAUUCUUGUUGUUACUAUGUUCCAUUAACUUCACUUUGUAUGAAAAUAUUGCAAUUGUAUUUUUCAAUAAAGACUUUAUAGACUCUCA
Molecule: messenger RNA, 4984 nt
Organism: Serinus canaria (Common canary)
Lineage: Eukaryota; Metazoa; Chordata; Aves; Passeriformes; Fringillidae
Gene: RBL2
Product: RB transcriptional corepressor like 2
Exons: 22
Coding region: 90-3467 (1125 amino acids)
Biological process (GO): cell differentiation; regulation of transcription by RNA polymerase II; negative regulation of G1/S transition of mitotic cell cycle
Cellular component (GO): chromatin; transcription regulator complex; nucleus
Molecular function (GO): RNA polymerase II transcription regulatory region sequence-specific DNA binding
Source: RefSeq, a predicted model, not a curated record